Anthostomella pinea is the source of this 1017-nucleotide messenger RNA. Lineage: Eukaryota; Fungi; Ascomycota; Sordariomycetes; Xylariales; Xylariaceae. The record is from the annotation of a GenBank genome assembly.
AUGGAGUCGGCCACGCGACAGCACUUCUUCAGUCACAUACCGGGCAAUGAGGGCUUCGAGACCGGAAAGCGACAUUGCCACUGGUGCCAGAUCCGCUCCUUUCAAACCCACGAGCAAUACCCCAUCACCAUCGUCAACGACCGAGAUGACGAAGUCCUUAGUCCCAAGUUCAGCUUCGUAGAGACCUCGAUCCGCGCCCGAGACGUAGAACCAACUAGGAAGGAAUUUCUCUCAGGCUGCGAAUGCGUCGACGGGGAAGAUUGCCAAUACAACACCUGCAACUGUCUGCAGGACGUCGAGGACGACAGCUCCGACGAGGAGGGCGCCGACGGCACAUAUGGCGAAACGUACCGCAAGAAGGCGUAUGCCUAUCAUUCGCAUGGCGUCAAGGCCGGCCGCAUGCGCUCCGAGAUCCUUUCAACCCGCAACCCCAUCUACGAGUGCCACGAGAGCUGUGCCUGCGGGCCCGACUGCCCAAACCGCGUGGUGGAACGAGGCCGCAAGAUCCCGCUACAGAUUUUCAGGACGCCAAACCGGGGAUGGGGUGUACGGAGCACGUCGGAUAUCAAGAGAGGUCAGUUCAUCGACAAAUACAUGGGCGAGAUCAUCACUGCCGAGGAGGCCGACAGACGGCGUGCGAAAUCACACAUUGCGCAGCGCAAAGAUGUGUACCUGUUCGCACUGGACAAGUUCUCGGAUCCGGAUUCCUUCGACGAGCGCCUACGGGGUGCUCCAUUGGAAGUAGACGGCGAGUUCAUGUCUGGGCCGAGUCGAUUUGUCAACCAUUCUUGCGAGCCCAACUUGCGUAUAUUUGCUCGGGUUGGCGAUCAUGCGGACAAGCACAUCCACGAUCUGGCCUUCUUUGCCGUCAGAGAUAUACCCAGAGGCGAGGAACUCACGUUUGACUACGUCGACGGGGUCGACGAUUCAGAGAAGGAUGCACUGGACCCGGAGAAGCAAAAGGAUAUGACGCGGUGUCUGUGUGGGAGCAAACGUUGCAGAGGCUACCUCUGGUGA